Molecule: messenger RNA, 11054 nt
Organism: Bubalus bubalis (water buffalo)
Lineage: Eukaryota; Metazoa; Chordata; Mammalia; Artiodactyla; Bovidae
Gene: TNRC18
Product: trinucleotide repeat containing 18
Exons: 30
Coding region: 894-9791 (2965 amino acids)
Molecular function (GO): chromatin binding
Source: RefSeq, a predicted model, not a curated record
GCCCCGCUGAGGGGAGCCUGGAAACUGCUGGAGCCCCUUGGUCCGUAAUUGGUUUUAUAGGAAUGGCCCAGGGCCAGGGUGUUUACAUGCGCGUGAUGGGCGGCGCGCGCGGCCAAUGGAUGGCGGCCGGGGGCCGGCCUGCGGGGAGGCGGGCACCCGGGAACAAUGCGUGUUUCUUCGCCGGAGAGUGUUCCCUUCCCCCAGUCACCCCCUCCCCCCCCGCUGGUUUUUUUUUUUUUUUUUUAGAUCCAGCGAGAGGAACUUGAAAGGGGGGUUGUGUAAUGUACCUUUUCCAAUCCCGGGCUGUAUAUGGAGAUUUGGGAUUCUUUAAACCGGCGCUACCUGGAUUUUAUUAAAAAGCGGGGAGUUCGGCGGGAGGAAAGCUGGCUUUUCCGGGGGCUGCGGGAGCCCGGCCGCGGGAGGGCGGAGGAGUUGGCGCGUCGAGCGCUCGGCCCGGGGAGCGGUUUUCUACCAAAAAAAGGAAAGGCGGGCAAAAAGUGUGAGGCGGCUGCGGGUGGCGAAGGGGAGCUGCGGCCGCGGGAUGGCGGGCAGCACGGGCGCCUAGCCGCGCCGGGAGCCGGGGCCGCCACCGGAGUCACCGUCGCCGGAGCCCGGAUCUGGAAGCCCCGCCGCGCCAGACGCCUUGUGCGCCGCCUCGAGCCGCUCCGCCUGGCCGCCCGGAGGGGCCCCACCGCCGGCCGGCCGUGCGCCUCGGGCCGCGGGCCCGCAGCCGAGCGCAAGCCCCGCUGGCCGCCGCCGCCGCCGCCGCCAUGCACGCCGCGGAGCCCCCGCCGCCAGAGGACUCUGGGACUACGCCGACGCCGAACUUUUAAGUCCCACUGAACGAGGCCCGCGGGCCGGGUGGGGGGCUGGCCGCGGCACUCCCGCGGAGGAUGGAUGGCCGAGACUUCGGGCCCCCGCGGUCCGUUCACGGCCCCCCGCCGCCGCUGCUGUCCGGCCUGGCCAUGGACAGCCACCGCGUGGGCGCGGCCACGGCCGGACGCCUUCCCGCUUCAGGCUUGCCCGGCCCGCUGCCGCCCGGAAAGUACAUGGCCGGCCUCAACCUGCACCCGCACCCGGGCGAGGCCUUCUUGGGCAGCUUUGUGGCCAGCGGGAUGGGGCCGGCGGCCUCAUCCCAUGGGAGCCCGGUGCCCCUGCCCUCUGACCUCUCCUUCCGCUCCCCCACCCCCAGCAACCUGCCCAUGGUGCAGCUGUGGGCCGCGCAUGCCCACGAAGGCUUCUCCCACCUGCCCAGCGGGCUGUACCCACCCUACCUCCACCUGAGCCACCUGGAGCCUCCCAGCAGCGGGAGCCCCCUCCUCAGCCAGCUGGGUCAGCCCAGCAUUUUCGAUACCCAGAAAGAUGGCUUCUACCUGCCCGCCCCGGGGGCUCCGGGUGCCCCGGGCACCCUGCACUCUCAUGCGGCCUCCUCCAGGACCCCCGGCAGCCACUCCUCGGGCACCUCGACCAAAGGCGCUUCUCGGGAAGGUCCAGCCAAGGAGAGGACUGGCCGAAGCGGGGAGCCACCCCCACUGUUCGGCAAGAAGGACCCGCGGGCCCGGGAAGAGGCGGCUGGGCCGCGCGGUGUGGUGGACCUGACCCAAGAGGCAAGGGCGGAAGGCCGCCAGGACCGAGGGCCCCCACGCCUCCUCGAGCGCUUGUCCCCUUUCCUGGCCGAGCCGGGGCCCCUGCGGGCGCCGGGUUCAGCCACCGCCGAGUCGAAGGGCAAAAACCCGCCGCCGCCACUGUCGCUGAGCCUCUGCAACGGUACCGGCACCGGGGACGUGGGGAUCCCCGCACUAGUAGCCGAGGGGGCCCGCGGCACCAAGGACAUUGCGCGCCAGGACGAGAGCGCGCGGCUGCGGCGCGCAGAGGCCCUGCUACCCGGGCCCUGCCCGUGCCCCUCGCCACUCCCGCCGCCGCCACCGCCGCCAAGCAAGGGUCCGCCUGCGCCCCCUGCCGCCUCCGGGGCCUUCGCCGCGCCGCAGCCCGCCCCCACUGGCGUCUACACCAUCUUCCCUGCGGCGGCCGCGCGGGAGCCGGGCCGUGAGCACCGCGUGGUGGCACCCACCUUCGUGCCUUCCGUGGAGGCCUUCGACGAGCGCCCGGGGCCCAUCCAGAUCGCGUCGCAGGCGCGUGACUCCCGGGCCCGGGAGCGCGAGGUGGGCCGGCCUGGGGUCCUGCAGGGCCCGCCCGGGUCUCCGCGGCCACCCCCGGACCGGCCUGAGAACCUCCGCGAGAAGAGCUCUGUGAUCCGCUCGCUCAAGCGGCCGCCGCCAGCCGAGGCCCCACCGGCGCGGGCCGCACGCGCCUCCCCGGACCCCCGGGCCUACCUCCCCGCCAAGGAGCUGCUCAAGCCCGAGGCUGAGCCCCGGCCCUGCGAGCGCGCCCUGCGUGGCCCCGCUGUCACCGCCGCCUCCCAGCAGGCCGCCAAGCUUUUCGGCCUGGAGCCUGGGCGGCCGCCCCCGCCCGCCGGCCCUGAGCACAAGUGGAAACCUUUCGAGCUGGGCAACUUCGCCACCACGCAGAUGGCCGUGCUGGCCGCGCAGCACCACCACGCCAGCCGCGCCGAGGAGGAGGCCGCCGCCGCCGCCUCCAAGAAGGCCUACCUGGACCCCGGGGGUGCGCUGCCCCGCGCCGCGGCCACCUGCGCCAGGCCAGGUGCUGACAUCCAUGCCGUGGCCCACGGGCCCGGAGAGGCCUCCGCCAUGCAGAGCCUCAUCAAGUACAGUGGCAGCUUCGCCCGCGAGGCCGUGACUGUGCGCCCAGGCGGCUGCGGCAAGAAGAGCCCCUUCGGAGGCCUGGGCACCAUGAAACCCGAGCCGGCGCCCACAGCUGCCCCGCGCGCCCAGACGCGCCUCCCGCACCCGGGGGGCCCUGCAGCAUCCAGCGGCCGACAGCUGAAGCGUGACCCGGAGAGGCCUGAGAGUGCCAAGGCCUUCGGCCGCGAGGGCUCCGGGGCCCAGGGUGAGGCGGAAGUGCGACACCCGCCUGUGGGCAUUGCUGUGGCCGUGGCCCGGCAGAAGGACAGUGGCGGCAGUGGCCGGCUGGCACCUGGGCUGGCGGACCAGGAGCGGUCCCUGUCGCUGAGCAACGUCAAAGGGCACGGCCGAGCUGACGAGGACUGUGGCGAUGACCGGGCCAGGCAUCGGGAGGAGAGGCUGCUGGGGGCGCGGCUGGACCGAGACCAGGAGAAGCUGCUCAGAGAAAGCAAGGAGCUGGCGGACCUGGCCCGCCUGCACCCCACCAGCUGUGCUGCUAACGGCCUGAACCCCAACCUCAUGGUGACUGGGGGCCCGGCGCUGGCGGGCUCCGGUCGCUGGUCUGCCGACCCUGCGGCCCACCUGGCCACUCACCCCUGGCUGCCCCGCUCGGGUAGCACGUCCAUGUGGCUCGCCGGACACCCGUAUGGCUUGGGCCCCCCUUCUCUGCACCAGGGCAUGACGCCUGCCUUUCCGCCUGGCCUGGGGGGCUCCCUGCCUUCAGCCUACCAGUUUGUCAGGGACCCCCAGUCAGGCCAGCUGGUGGUCAUUCCCAGCGACCACCUGCCUCACUUUGCGGAGCUGAUGGAGCGGGCCGCCGUGCCGCCCCUCUGGCCCGCCCUGUACCCGCCGGGCCGCAGCUCUCUGCACCACGCCCAGCAGCUGCAGCUCUUCUCGCAGCAGCACUUCCUGCGGCAGCAGGAAUUCCUCUACCUGCAGCAGCAGGCGGCCCAGGCCCUGGAGCUGCAGAGGAGUGCCCAGCUGGUGCAGGAGCGGCUGAAGGCCCAGGAACAGCGGGCCGAGAUGGAGGAGAAGGUGAGCAAGCGCAGCCUGGAGGCCGCAGGCAAGGCCGGCCUGGGCGCCGCGGGCCCGGGGCUACUACCGCGGAAGCCACCUGGCCUGAGCACCGGCCCCACGGGUACCUACGGCAAAGCCAUGAGCCCGCCGCCUUCUCCCCGCGCAUCCCCUGUGGCUGCCCUGAAGGCCAAGGUCAUUCAGAAGCUGGAGGACGUGUCCAAGCCUCCUGCCUACGCGUACCCCGCCACGCCCAGCUCCCACCCCAGCAGCCCGCCGCCCGCCUCCCCACCACCCACCCCGGGGAUCGCCCGCAAGGAGGAGGCCCCCGAGAACGUCGUGGAGAAGAAGGACUUAGAGCUGGAGAAGGAAGCCCCCAGCCCCUUCCAGGCCUUGUUCUCAGAUAUCCCAGCCCGGUACCCGUUUCAAGCUCUGCCACCGCACUAUGGGAGGCCCUACCCGUUCCUGCUGCAGCCCACGGCGGCUGCCGACGCCGACGGCCUGGCCCCCGACGUGCCGCUCCCAGCCGACGGGCCCGAGCGCCUAGCGCUCUCCCCUGAGGACAAGCCCCUGCGCCUGUCCCCAUCCGAGGCCCCAGAGCCGCUGCGCGAGGUCCCGGAUGAAGAGCCGCUGGUGGAGCGGGAGGUGAAGGCGGAGGUGGAGGACAUGGACGAAGAGCCCGCCCAGCUGCCCUCACUGGGGUCCCCGCUGACGCUGCCCCCCGGGGACGCCCUGGCGGCCCCGAGCCCGGCGGGAGGCCUGCUGGAGGCCCAGGCGCUGAGUGCCAGUGGCCAGGGGCCUGAGGAGCCCCCCAGGUGCCCGGACUUUGCUGAGGGAGCCGAGGCGCGGGUCGAUUCGCCGGGCCUGACGGAGUCCUGUGCGGCCGCCCCGGACUUGGGGCCGCGGCUGACGCCGGAGCCGCUGGUGGAGGCCAAGGAGGAGCCAGUGGAGGUGCCCGUGGACAUGCCCGUGGCCGUGCCUGUGCCCUUGGCGGAGGUGGUGCCCGGCGAGGAGGACCUGGCCCAGACGGCCCCGAGUGAGCCCCGACCCAGCCUGGAACUGCCGGACUGUGAUGUGCCCGCUGGGGAGGGCGAGUGCCCAAGCCUAGAGGCCCCCGAGGCCGGCCCUGUGCCCGGCGGCACCUGCUUCCUGGAGGAGGCAGGCUCUGAGGAGUUCCUGCCCAGCCUGGAGGACCCGCUGGCCGGCAUGAACGCCCUGGCGGCCGCCGCAGAGCUGCCGCAGGCCCGGCCCCUGCCCUCCCCAGGCACUGGAGCCACGGCCCUGGAGACGCUGGAGGCCGCGCAGAGCCUCGUCCUGGAGCAGAGCUUCCUGCACGGCAUCACCUUGCUAAGCGAGAUCGCCGAGCUGGAGCUGGAGAAGAGGAGCCAGGAGGCGGCAGGUGCAGAGCGGGGCCCGCCCGUGCGGCCCUCGCUGGAGAGCCUCCUGGCGGCCAGCAGCCACGUGCUGAAGGAGGUGCUGGACGGCCCCUUCGUGGAUCCGCUCAAGAACCUGCGGCUUCCACGAGAGCUGAACCCCAACAAGAAGUACAGCUGGAUGCAGAAGAAGGACGAGCGGAUGUACGCCAUGAAGUCCUCCCUGGAGAGCAUGGACGCUAUGGAGCUGGACUUCCGGAUGCGGCUGGCGGAGGUGCAGCGCCAGUACAAGGAGAAGCAGCGUGAGCUGGUGAAGCUGCAGCGGCGCCGCGAUUCCGAGGACAGGCGCGAGGAACCCCAUAGAAGCUUGGCACGCAGAGGCCCUGGCAGGCCACGGAAACGGACCCACGCCCUGAGCGCCCUGUCGCCCCCCCGCAAGAGAGGGAAGAGCCGCAUCCAUAGCGGAAAGCUGAGCAGCAAGCCCCUGCUGACCUCAGACGACUACGAGCUGGGAGCGGGGAUGAGGAAGAGACACAAGGGGCCUGAGGAGGACCACGACGCCCUCGGCGGAGCAGGGAAAGCCCGGGGGAGGAACCAGCCUUGGGACGAGCACGAAACCUCGUCAGACUUCAUGAGUCAGCUAAAGAUUAAGAAGAAGAAGAUGGCUAGCGACCAGGAGCAGUUGGCAAGCAAGCUAGACAAAGCCCUCUCCCUCACAAAGCAGGACAAGUUGAAGUCGCCCUUCAAGUUCUCAGAUGGUUCUGGGGGAAAAUCAAAAGCGAGCGGGGGCUGUGGCAGGUACUUGACGCCCUACGACAGCCUGCUGGGCAAGGACAGGAAGGCGCUGGCCAAAGGCCUCAGCCUGUCUCUGAAAGCCUCGCGAGAAGGUAAACACAAAAGGGCCGCCAAAGCCAGGAAGAUGGAGGUGGGGUUCAAGGCCAGAGGCCAGCCCAAGUCGACCCACUCCCCCUUCGCCUCGGAAGUGAGCAGUUACUCCUACAAUACGGAUUCAGAGGAAGAGGAGGAAUUCCUGAAGGACGAGUGGGCUGCCCAGGGCCCCUCCAGCUCCAAACUGACACCUUCCCUCCUGUGCGGCAUGGUGGCGAAGAGUAGCAAGCCAGCCGGCGGCCCCAAGCUGACCAGGAGGGGCCUGGCGGGCGCCCGGACUCUGAAGCCCAAGCCGGCCGCCGGCAGGAAGCAGCCGUUUUGUUUGCUGCUUCAAGAGGUCGAGCCCCGUUCCUCCUUCAGCGAUUCCUCGGAGGACUCGUUUGACCAAGAUGAGAGCUCCGAGGAGGAGGACGAGGACGAUGAGCUGGAGGAGGACGAGGCUGCCGGCAGCUAUAGGCUGGGCGCCCGGGAGCGGGCCCUGUCGCCGGGCCUGGAGGAGAGCGGGCUGGGCCUGCUGGCACGCUUUGCUGCCAGCGCCCUGCCCAGCCCCACCGUGGGGCCGUCCCUGUCCGUGGUGCAGCUGGAGGCCAAGCAGAAGGCCCGCAAGAAGGAGGAGCGGCAGAGCUUGAUGGGCACGGAGUUCGAGUACACCGACUCAGAGAGCGAGGUCAAGGUGCGGAAGCGGUCACCCGCCGGGCUGCUGCGGCCCAAGAAGGGGCUGGGGGAGCCAGGUCCAGCCCUGGCCGCGCCUGGUGCGCGCGCCCCUGGCCCCAGCAGCCCCGACAAGGCCAAGCUGGCGGCCGAGAAGGGGCGCAAGGCCCGCAAGUCGCGGGGCCCCAAGGAGCCGGGCCCGGAGGCGGGGCCCGAGGCCAGCGACGACGACCUGUGGACGCGGCGGCGCAGCGAGCGGAUCUUCCUGCACGACGCCUCGGCGCCCCCCGCGCCCAGCAGUGCCGCGCCCACCGCCGCCAAGCCUGGCCGCUGUGCCAAGGCCGGCCUGCCCAGCCCGCGCAAGGACGCCGGCCGCGCCAGGGACAGGAAGGACCCCAGGAAGAAGAAGAAGGGCAAGGAGGCCGGAUCUGGAGCCUCGCUACCACCGCCCCGCGUUCCUGCCCUGCCCACCGAGGCCCGGGCCCCUCAUACCAGCUCCCCAGCCUCUGCCAAGAGGAGCAAGGCCAAGGCCAAGGGCAAGGAGGUGAAGAAGGAGAACCGGGGCAAGGGAGGAGCCGUGAGCAAGCUGAUGGAGAGCAUGGCUGCUGAGGAGGACUUUGAGCCCAACCAGGACUCGAGCUUCUCCGAGGACGAGCACCUGCCCCGAGGCGGGGCGGCAGAGCGGCCGCUGACCCCAGCUCCUCGCUCCUGCAUCAUUGACAAGGAUGAGCUGAAGGACGGUCUGCGUGUGCUCAUCCCCAUGGACGACAAGCUGCUGUAUGCGGGGCAUGUGCAGACCCUGCACUCGCCAGACAUAUAUCGAGUGGUGGUGGAGGGUGAGCGUGGGAACCGGCCCCACAUCUACUGUCUGGAGCAGCUGCUGCAGGAGGCGAUCAUCGAUGUGCGGCCGGCCUCCACGCGCUACUUGCCGCAAGGGACCAGGAUCGCGGCCUACUGGAGCCAGCAGUACCGCUGCCUCUACCCUGGCACGGUGGUCCGAGGCUUGCUGGGCCUGGAAGAUGACGGGGACCUCAUCACCGUGGAGUUCGACGAUGGGGACACCGGGAGGAUCCCCCUCUCGCACAUCCGCCUCCUGCCGCCCGACUACAAGAUCCAGUGUGCGGAGCCAUCUCCGGCACUCCUGGUGCCAAGCGCCAAGCGCCGCAGCCGGAAGACCAGCAAAGAUGCCGGGGAGAGCAAGGAUGGGACCGCGCCAGCAUCCGAGGAGCCCGGCGCUAAGGCUCGGGGUCGCGGGCGGAAACCCAGCACCAAAGCCAAGAGCGACAGAGCUGCCGUCCUGGAGGAGGGGGGCUCGACAGAUGACGUCCCCGGUACCCCACUGGUCCUGGAGCCCGUCAGCACCCCAGGUUCCAAGAAGAGCCCCCCAGAACCUGUGGACAAGCGGGCCAAGACCCCCAAGGCUCGCCCGGCGCCCCCACAGCCCAGCCCAGCACCAUCCACCUUUGCCAGCUGCCCGGCUCCCGAGCCCUUCGGAGAGCUGCCAGCCCCUGCGGCGGCCCUGGCCCCCGCCCCCCUCGUCACCGUUCCCAUCACCAUGCCCGCCACCCGCCCCAAGCCCAAGAAGGCCCGGGCUGCCGAGGAGUCAGCCAGCAAGGGCGCCCGGAGGCCAGGGGAGGAGGCUGAGCUGCUGGUCAAGCUGGACCACGAGGGCGUGACGUCGCCCAAGAGCAAGAAGGCCAAGGAGGCCCUGCUUCUGCGGGAGGAGCCCAAGGGCCUGCUCGGCCUGGGCAGCUAUGCGCCGGCAGCCGGGAGCCCCGAGCCCAAGGCCGCCCGGCCCAAGGCCGCGGAUGGUGACCUGGCCCAGGAGCCUGCGGUCGGGCUCACGUUCGAGGACUCUGGGACCCCCAAGAGCCCGGACAAGGGCCAGGCCGAGCAGGACGGGGCUGAGGAGUCGGAGAGCGGCAGCAGCAGCGGCGGCAGCAGCAGCGACAGCGGCAGCAGCAGCUCCGAGACGGAGGCCGAGGAGGACGGCCAGGGCGGCGGCGGGCGGGACUGCAGCGCCGCCAGCUCCAGGGCCUCGUCCUCCUCCUCCUCCUCGUCCUCCUCGUCCUCGUCCUCCUCCUCGUCCUCCUCCUCCUCCUCCUCCUCAUCCUCCUCCUCCUCGUCUUCAUCUUCCUCCUCCUCCUCCUCCUCAUCUUCAUCCUCCUCCUCCUCAUCUUCGUCCUCCUCCUCCUCCUCCUCCUCCUCCUCCACCACAGACGACUCCUCCUGCAGCUCAGAUGACGAGGCCGCCCCUGCCCCCACGGCCGGUCCCUCCGCCCCGCCGGCCCUCCCCAGCAAGGCGCCCAAGCAGGCGGGCAAGGCCCGCUCCUCAGCCCACUCCCCUGGCAAGAAGGCGCCGGCGCCUGCAGCCCAGGCUCCCCCGCCACAGCCUACGCCACCUCUGCCGCCCAAGGCCCAGGCCGGGGCCAAGAGCCGGCCUAAGAAGAGAGAAGGUGUCCACCUCCCCACCACCAAGGAGCUGGCCAAGCGGCAGCGCCUGCCGUCUGUGGAGAACCGGCCCAAGAUCGCCGCUUUCCUGCCCGCCCGGCAGCUCUGGAAGUGGUUCGGCAAACCCACCCAGCGCCGCGGCAUGAAGGGCAAGGCCCGCAAGCUCUUCUACAAGGCCAUCGUGCGCGGCAAGGAGAUGAUCCGCAUCGGGGACUGCGCCGUCUUCCUGUCGGCCGGCCGUCCCAACCUGCCCUACAUCGGCCGCAUCCAGAGCAUGUGGGAGUCGUGGGGCAGCAACAUGGUGGUCCGCGUCAAGUGGUUCUACCACCCCGAGGAGACCAGCCCGGGCAAGCGCCUCCACGAGGGCCAGCCCUGGGACCAGAAGUCCGGCCGCAGCCUCCCCGCCUCCCUGCGGGCCUCCAGCCAGAGGAAGGACUUCAUGGAGCGCGCCCUGUACCAGUCCUCGCAUGUGGACGAGAACGACGUGCAGACGGUGUCGCACAAGUGCCUGGUGGUUGGCCUGGAGCAGUACGAGCAGAUGCUCCAGACCAAGAAGCACCAGGACAGCGAGGGCCUGUACUACCUGGCGGGCACCUACGAGCCCACCACGGGCAUGAUCUUCUCCACCGACGGCGUGCCCGUGCUCUGCUGAGCCGGCGGCCCGCCCGCCCCCCACUGCCAGGGCUCGGCGGCCACGUGUGCGGGCUGUGUGCAUGCAGGUGUGCCCGUGGACGCCCCAGCGUGUAAGUGUGUACAUGUGUGUGCCCGUAUGCAUGCACGUGCGUGCUCACAUGUGCACAGGUCCCGAUCCCCUCCCCUCUCAGCGAUCAGGGUAUGGCUCUGUUGGCCUCUUGGGGCCCCCCAGCACCUUGUAAGCACUUGGCCAGGCCAGGCCCCGGGACCCUCAGGCCGACGCCAGCUGGGGGUUUGGUGGGAGGGGGUGUCUGAGCAACCAAACUCAUGCUUGCUCGGAGGUUCCCACCGCUGGUGGGUCCUCCUGGUGCCCAGCCCCCUCAGCACAGCGCCCACCCUGAGCCUCCCACCACGGGGCCGGGCCGGCCUCCUGCCCCCAGCCUCACUGACCCGGCCGGGCCUGCGUGGGCACCUGCCUGGGGUCCGGCCUCCACCCUCCACCCUCUCAGGAUGGCCUGGAUUCGGGGAGCAGAGCCAGGUUGGGGGGUGGUCCAGCAGCAUUGGCCAGGCGCCAGGGGGAGUGGGCUGCAUGCCCUGAGGCCCCAGGGAGGGCCCACCCGCCGGUCCAGACCCUCACACUACAGACAAGCCCAUGGUGCUGAAACCUCGUCCCCAUGCCCGCGGGGAGGCGGCAGUUCUUAGCCUGUACAGUUUUAUUGUACCAAGAGACUCUCCCCUGUAUCAUACGCCUUUAAAUGGAGUCAACUUUUUAAUUAUAUAUAUAAAGAUAAAUAUAUAUAAAUAUAUAUAAAUAUAAACUUUUUAAAACUGUGAAAAAAUAGCUACGAAAUUAUAAAAAAAAAGCGAACACAUUCUGACGUGCAGAAUAUUAUUUUUUAUUUCCUGUUAGAUUGUGAGUGUCUAGCACCCCGCUUCACGGGCCCCCGUCCUGUCCCAAGCACACCCCCCACCCGCCCCCAGCCCAGGUGUACUGAACUUGCCCCCACGAUGGAGAAGGACCUAGGGAGAGCAGAGGCUGAGAGGGCAGAUGGCCCCGCUCAGCCCACGAAAGCACUUAGCAGCCCCCGCGCCUUCCAGGGGACGGGAGGCCUCGUCCAGACAAUCUUAAGGGAAGGAAAAGCCAGACUUCGGUUUUGUUUUUUGGGGGAAUUAUUGUUUUACUUUUUUUUUUAAGUUUCUUUUGGAAUUUUGUUUGUUGGCGAAUUCUGUGUGAUCUUUUUCAUAAAAAAAAAAAAAGAAAGAAAAAGCUAUAAUUGGAAAA